CUCUUCUUCGACAUUGCCGCGUAUUCUACGUCAACAUUACCGCAUAUCCCGACACGCCCAUGCGGAGAACAAUGGACGGCACGCGCGCUUGUCCGGGGCACAAGCUGCGUGUGGGCCUGCAGGCUCCGUCAGCGUGGUGCGGAAUCGUGACAAGCACCCCGCGGGGAGUAAACCCGGGGGAUUCGUGGCGAUAAGACCAUGCCGGCUCGCCGCGGAUCAUAUCUCUUGCCACCACAUCCGCGCGCGAUAACUGCUAUAACUACUUGUGCUGACAUGCGGUCCCCGCUUCUUACUGAUUCCACCCCCUCGUCCCCCUACUCCGCCCCCUCACACUCACGAUGACCUUUAUUUCCAAAGACGAGCUCCGCGCGCGCUUCUGCACCGCGCUGAGCGUCAUGUACCGCACCGAGGUGCCGCUGUACGGCGACCUGAUUGAGCUGGUCGACGAUGUCAACGCCACGUUCCCCGGCACUCCCGAAGACCGCCUCAAGGUCGAGCGCCACGGAGCGAUCCGUCUCGGCAAGCCGGACGAGCUGCAGAUGAUUGCCCGCCUUUUUGCGCAGAUGGGGAUGGAGCCCGUCGGCUACUAUGUCCUUGCCCCUUCGGGCGUUCCCGUUCACUCCACCGCCUUCCGCCCAACAACCGAGGAGGCACUGGCCUACAACCCUUUCCGUGUCUUCACCUCGCUCCUCCUCCCCGAGCUGCUGCCGCCUGCCCUCCGCGCCGAGGUUGAGGCUACGCUCGCCAAGCGCGACAUCUUCCACAUCCGCGUGCGCGAGAUCGUCGCUCAGGCUGAGGUCGAAGGCGGUGUGCGGCUGGAGGAUGCGGACGAGCUCGUCGAGCGCGCCCUCGAGACCUUCAAGUGGCACGACACGGCGGCUGUUCCCCGCGACGUUUACGCACGCAUGCACGCUGCCCACCCCCUCGUGGCAGACAUCGCGGCCUUCAAGGGCCCUCACAUCAACCACCUCACGCCGCGCGUUCUCGACAUCGACGCCGCGCAGGCGGGCAUGAGCGCUCGUGGCAUCACUCCUAAGCAGAUCAUCGAGGGCCCCCCUAAGCGGGCAUGCGAGAUUCUUCUCCGCCAGACGUCUUUCCAGGCUCUCACCGAGCGUAUCAAGUUUGCCGGGGAAGCAAGCGCCGGCUCCCACCGCGCUCGCUUCGGCGAGAUCGAGCAGCGCGGCUGUGCCCUCACCAAGAAGGGCCACAACCUCUACCUCCAGCUCCUUGCCACUGUGCCCCCAUCGAUUAACAAUGAGGAGCACCAGGCCAACCUUGCCGCGGCGUUCAAGUCGUUCCCCGACUCGUACGAGGAGAUGUUCGCGCAGGGCCUCGGAUACUUUGAGUUCUCGCUCGCCGGCUCCGCUCCCACCUCCCCCCAGACUCUCGAGCAGCUCGUCGCCUCCGGCACCGUCAAGCUCUCCCCCGUCACGUACGAGGACUUCCUCCCCGCCUCGGCGGCGGGUAUCUUCCAAUCCAACCUUGACGAGCACAACCGCUCGCGCGGUGGCUCGCCCUCUGCGCAGGGGUGGACGAGGGAAAAAUUCGCCGCCCUCCUCCCCGUGGACAUGCGUGACUCGUUCGAGCUCCACGAGGGCAUCCAGAAGCGCAGCCUCGAGGCCCUUGAGGCUAAGCUUGGCUUCAAGCUCGAGUAGAUAGACUAUUUGUGUGUAUAAUGGGAUGGAUGUUGUGCUGUGCCC
Messenger RNA from Cutaneotrichosporon oleaginosum, 1700 nucleotides. RefSeq lists its product as uncharacterized. Lineage: Eukaryota; Fungi; Basidiomycota; Tremellomycetes; Trichosporonales; Trichosporonaceae. The record is from RefSeq and is a predicted model, not a curated record. Gene Ontology annotation, molecular function: oxidoreductase activity.